Seriola dumerili (greater amberjack) is the source of this 1125-nucleotide messenger RNA. RefSeq names its product acidic amino acid decarboxylase GADL1-like. NCBI's taxonomy places the organism in Eukaryota, Metazoa, Chordata, Actinopteri, Carangiformes, Carangidae. Gene Ontology annotation, biological process: carboxylic acid metabolic process. Gene Ontology annotation, molecular function: carboxy-lyase activity; pyridoxal phosphate binding. Gene Ontology annotation, cellular component: cytoplasm. The record is from RefSeq and is a predicted model, not a curated record.
AUGAUGAAGAAGACUCUGAUCCGGAUCACUAAAACUGGUGGAGUGACACUCGCCUGGGUGAAUUCCUGUGAAAGCAGGAGCCAUGUGGCAGAUCCAUUGCCUCAAGUGAAACGUUCUCCAAGUGUCAAAGAAGAUUUUGUUCUGAACAGCCCGGCUGUGGACGUACAGCCAGCAGAGAGCUUUGUCCACCGAGCCCUGGAGCUGAUUAUGGAUGACGCAGUGAAAAAGGCCUCUGAUGUCAGAGAAAAGGUCUGUGAGUGGCGUUCCCCCGGGCAGCUGAAGGAACUGUUGGACCUGGAGCUGAGAGACAGUGGAGAGUCUGAGUCCAAGAUCCUGCAGCGCUGCAGAGACGCCAUCAGAUACAGCGUCAAGACGGUUCAUCCUCGUUUCUACAACCAGCUGUAUGCUGGGCUGGAGCCCUGCUCCAUGGUGGCGAGCUUCAUCACUUACAACCUGGGGCUGCAUGUGGACGCCUGUUGGGGAGGAGCAGCUGUGAUGUCUGACAAACAUAAACACCUGUUAAAAGGCCUCCACAGAGCUGACUCUGUGGCCUGGAACCCUCACAAGAUGUUGAUGGCGUGUCUGCAGUGCUCUGCUUUUCUGGUCAGAGACAAAACGAGUCUCCUCCAGCGCUGCCAUUCUGCUCGGGCCUCCUACCUCUUCCAGUUCUAUGAUGUCAGCUACGACACGGGAGACAAGUCUGUCCAGUGCAGCAGGAAGCCCGACGCCUUCAAGUUCUGGCUCAUGUGGAAGGCUCUGGGAACCAGAGAGCUGGAACAGAGGGUGGACUGAGCCCUCGCCAUGGCCAGGUUUCUGGCACAAGAGAUCAAGAAAAGAGACGGUUUCCAGCUCUUGAUGGAACCUGAAUAUACAAAUGUUUGCUUCUGGUAUAUUCCACCAAGUCUGAGGAAGCUCCCAGUCAGCCCUGAGCUCUGGAGGAAACUCCACAAUGUGGCCCCAGUGGUGAAAGAGCGCGUGAUGAAGAAGUGCAGCAUGAUGAUCAGUCACCAGACCCACUGUGACAAGGCCAACUUUUUCAGGAUGGUGGUCAUCAGUCCCCAGGUCAGCAGGGAGGACAUGGACUUUGUCCUGGAUGAGAUACACAGUCUGGGAAAGGACUUGUGA